CUACCUACCUACCUACCUACCUACCUACCUUCGUAUGUUAUGCAAUAAAUGCUCUUGCUCGUCAGCUGCUGUCUUGUCUUUCCCCUUGACUCAAGAUGGCAUAUCCCCGGCCUUUCAUUCGAUGACGCCUGCCCCUGUUCCAGCCCAAAUUCAGCUCGUGACACAACCCCGGACCAAUUUCCGCGCUGCGCUGCACCACACCACUGCCGGAGGUACGAGUGCAUCACAUCCCCCAUCACCGCUAUUUCGGUACUAUUUCUUUGGUGUAUUUUGAUGGCGUGGCUGCUGCUGAACAACCAUAAUAACGUACACUACACUACAUUACACUACAACCCCCGACGCUCAUUUAAACAGUGCCGACCGUCCCGAAUUGUCUUCUCUCGUGUCGCAAACAGACUUCCUUCAGUUCCUUGGACCGAUCAUCCCCAGGACGAGCACGCUUCAUGGCGCGCCAGACAGACGAGAGAUGGUGUUGCUAGAAUACCUUCAGAAGACCACUCCGCUCUGCUACAAUAAUGCACCUCCUCAGAAACAACUUCCGACCUCUGUUCCCGUGAGGGGAUAUCUAUGCAAUGAAGAUUCCGGACUUCCGAGACGCAGGAGUCUCUCCGGCGCCAGGUGGGGGAUCCUGGGUCCUGCGGCGAGAGUAUUGAAGGGUGGUGUGGAUCUGGUCAACAAUACGGUUCUGGGACUUCGAGACGGCUUGACGGAAGAGCAGAGACUGGCCAAGGCGAAGAAGGACGAGAGAAGGCAGAUUCUGGCUCUGCGGAUGAAGAAUGCGGAAACUAUGGAUCAGUGGCAGGCGGCCGCCAAGGAGUUAGAUAUCCUCGACGACAAUGAAGCCUGGAAGGCAGAUGCUGCGUCACCCGAAUUCGACGCAGAAUUAAUUGAGACUCGAUUGAAGGAGUUGGACGAGGCAAGGAUUAGUUGCGACGUAAAGGUCAUGCUUCAUCUGGUGCGAACGGCGCUGGCGAGAGAUUUGGGUGGCAUGGGGAAUAUCAGACUCUACAAGCAUUCGCAUAUUGGCACGAAGGAUCUCAUCGAACGGUAUAUCGAUUCCACGCUUGACACAAUUCGCUCUCUGGUGGAUAAGAGCAAGAUCAGUCUACCCGAUGGCCUGGAGACGAAGGACAUUCUUGAACAGGUGGUUUAUGCUAGGCAGGCGUUUGGAAGAAGUGCUCUGCUACUAAGUGGCGGCGCCACAUUUGGUAUGAACCAUGUAGGGGUUCUGAAAGCACUGUUUGAAGCCAAGCUCUUGCCACGGAUCAUUUCUGGGGCUUCUGCAGGCAGUAUUGUGUGUGCCGUCCUCUGUACUCGAAUCGACGAGGAGAUUCCGGACGUACUAAAGGCCUUCCCUCAUGGAGAUCUGGCAGUGUUCGAGGAGAACGGAAACGAAGAUGGGAUAUUGGAGCGAGUGAGAAGGCUGCUGACGCAAGGGGCUUGGAUUGAUAUCAAACACUUGACAAGAGUGAUGCAGGAAUUGCUGGGCGACAUGACUUUCCAGGAAGCAUACAACCGCACCCGGAGGAUUCUCAAUAUCUGUGUUUCGUCAGCUUCUGUCUACGAACUCCCACGGCUUCUCAACUAUAUCACCUCCCCCAACGUCAUGAUCUGGUCGGCUGUUGCAGCGUCUUGCUCUGUACCUGUGCUUUUCUCGGCAGCUCAGCUACUGGUCAAGAAUCCUAUUACAGGCGAGAAUAGUCCUUGGAACCCUACACCACAGAAAUGGAUCGAUGGGAGUGUUGAUAACGACCUCCCUAUGACACGUCUGGCCGAGAUGUUCAAUGUCAAUCAUUUCAUUGUAUCUCAGGUCAACCCUCACGUGGUGCCAUUCCUUGUCAAGGACGAAAUCUCAAUUACCAAGAACGCCAAUUCCGAGGGUAGUUCCGGACCUGGCUUGGUUUACACAUUGACAAACUUGGCAAAGGAUGAAGCUCUGCAUCGAAUGCAGGUCCUUGCCGAGCUGGGCAUAUUCCCCAACUUGGUCACCAAGGCCCGAUCUGUGUUAAGCCAGAAGUAUUCUGGAGAUAUCACGAUCCUGCCAGAAAUUGAGUACAAGGACUUUCCCAGGAUGCUGAAGAACCCGACGGCAGAUUUCAUGGUCCAGGCUUGUCUGUGUGGUGAAAGGGCGACCUGGCCAAAGCUCAGCAGAAUACGAAACCAUUGUGCCGUUGAAUUGGAACUCGAUGCUGCAGUACAGAGGCUCAGAGCAAGGGUCGUAUUCAGUCCCAGUCAGGUCGACUUGAGAAGAAUGACAACUGGAAGUUUCAGCAGCCCGGUGAAAAGGUUCGGCCGAAAGAGACGAGAUAGUGGCGGCAGUGUCCAGGCUUUGGUACCAGCAAAUGACGACCCGGAAGAUGAGAUAAACAGGAACAAGAAGGGCAUGUCAAGACCUCCAUUACGGACGUCAAGCACCCACUGGAAUGUCACGAGACGGUACCUGCCGCCUCUCGCAACUGCUACUCCUCGCACAGCUCAUGGAUCGCCGAUACCCACGCCUGGUCUAUCACAACCUGUAAACAAGAAAUUAGAGCUCAGCAUUCCUUUCCCGGAUAUCUCCUCGGCGGGAGAGACUUCCCAUUCUCCGCCAUCUUCAGAUGCGGACAUUGACUCGCACACAGAUGAUAGCAGUCCAGAGCCAGAUAUCACAGACGAGGCCACGCCAAGUCUAGGUCUCUACUUUGCUACACAAAAUCGCAGCGCCUCUGACGCUCUAGAUUUCUUCUCGUCCAGUCAACCUAUCACUGCUAAGACGGACCACGUACUCGCAACAUCGCCACUAUCAUCCCGAGCGAAUCUUGCAAUCUCUCCCUUGGCUAUGACGAAGAAGGCCCCUGAGACUAAGACUAUAGGUCAGCCGAGCAGCCCGGAACUGAGAUACAAGAGGCUUUUCCACCCAGCACAAAAACAAGACCAGCCGAAUGUCCCGCAGUAGAAUCGGCAUUCAACCACACGGUGCACAAUAUAACGUACAUGCACACGCUCACAUCAUGUUUUCCUUUGUCAGAUACAAUCGUUGUAAUUUAUCGAAUAGCUGCAUAGGGAGGGUGAGGGAUAUGGAUUGGGAGCAAGCGGGAGUUUAUUUAUGUUUUUCUGUUGCCGAGAAUUAUAUAGACACGAGAAGAGAUAGUGAUUUUGGCAUCCUGUAUUGGCGUUAGGCAUGGCAUGGGAUGAAGCAUGAGACACGGUUCGGUUCCGGAAUUCGCGGAUAUGCUUUUUGUACCCAUUGUAGAAAAGACAGACAAUGAAGUUCUAUUGCUCAGGCUACCUC
Molecule: messenger RNA, 3271 nt
Organism: Cadophora gregata
Lineage: Eukaryota; Fungi; Ascomycota; Leotiomycetes; Helotiales; Ploettnerulaceae
Exons: 1
Coding region: 467-2935 (822 amino acids)
Biological process (GO): lipid metabolic process
Molecular function (GO): triacylglycerol lipase activity
Source: RefSeq, a predicted model, not a curated record